Molecule: messenger RNA, 1962 nt
Organism: Leptopilina boulardi
Lineage: Eukaryota; Metazoa; Arthropoda; Insecta; Hymenoptera; Figitidae
Exons: 1
Coding region: 1-1962 (653 amino acids)
Source: RefSeq, a predicted model, not a curated record
AUGAGAUUUGUUCAUGACCUCACAUCAACAUUAAAUUUGCAUAAUGUUCAUGAAAUUAGUGGUAAUAAUGAAAUAAAUAUCCCUUCAACAAGUGAAAGCAAUAUAAAUUUAACGCACGAACAUAACAUCAGCAACAAUAAUAAUAAUUUUAAUCGCAUUCAUCAACAAAAUGAUAUUGAUAAUCUUUUAGAAAAUGAACUUACAUCAACAUUAAAUUUGCAUAAUGUUCAUGAAAUUAAUGGUAAUAAUGAAAUAAAUAUCCCUUCAACAAGUGAAAGCAAUAUAAAUUUAACGCACGAACAUAACAUCAGCAACAAUAAUAAUAAUUUUAAUCGCAUUCAUCAACAAAAUGAUAUUGAUAAUCUUUUAGAAAAUGCUAGACUUAAUAAAAUUUUAGAACAUUACUUGGGUGAUAUGAAUGUGUUAUGUACUCACUGUAAAGCAAAACACUUUAAAGCAGAGAAAGUAGGUAAAAAGGGAAAUUCUUUUAACGAUUGCUGCAGUCAUGGCAAAGUAGUCUUAGAUCCAUUACCAGAUCCACCAGAAAUUUUAAAAAAUUUGUUUGAAGGCACUCAUCCAUUAUCGAAUCACUUUUACAGUAACAUACGAAAAUACAAUAAUUCAUUUUCAUUUGCUUCUUUCAAUGCUAAUUUGAUAGAAUUUAAUAACAGACGGCCUGGACCUUUUUGCUUUAAAAUUCAAGGACAAAUCUAUUAUCAAAUUAAUACAUCUUUAUAUCCUUCUAAUGAUGAAAUGCCCAGUUUCGGACAACUUUUCAUAAUUGACACGAAUGAAGCUACCGAUUAUAGAAUGAAUAUGAAUUCUGCAUUAAAUGCAGAAAUUUUGAGUGCAAUUGACAAUGCAAUGAGACAAUGUAAUACUUUCGCAAAUGCGUAUCAAAUGAUGAAGGAAGAAUUGGAUUCUAUGACAGUCGAAAAUAAUGGUAACGAACCUGAAUUACAACUGUUGUUUACAUUAAAAAAAGGACAAGAUAAAAGACGUUACAAUUUUCAAAGAGUUAAUGAAGUUGCUGCAAUUUUUUCCACUACUGCAGAUGGUGAAAUUCCGGAAUCGUAUGUUACAAUACGUAACAAAAAUACUAAGGAUUUACAAUAUGUUAGCUCAAUGGAUGCUAAUGUUGAACCAUGGACCUAUCCAUUAUUCUAUUCUCACGGGACAAAAGGUUGGUGUGAUAAUCUAAAAAUGGUUGGCAGUAAUCGUAGAGUAACUAGAAAUGCUUACAUUAAAUACCGAAUGGCUAUUCGAAAUGAAACAAAUUACAUUUUGAUGGGAAGACGUUUAUUUCAACAAUGGACUGUUGAUAACUAUGUUAAAGUAGAAAAAGAUAAAAUGAAUUAUUUAAGAAGCAAUCAAAAACAAUUGAGAGCUGAUACAUAUGAAAGUCUCUUACAACACUUGGAGAAAACUGCAGAAAAUACAAGCAGUCGUGUUGGAAAAGUAAUUGUUCUACCCUCUACUUAUGCAGAAUCACCAAGAAAUAUGUUACAAAAUUAUCAAGAUGCAAUGACCAUAGUAUGGAAAUUUGGUAAACCUGAUUUAUUUAUUACAAUGACUUGCAAUCCAAAGUGGAGAGAAAUUACAGAAAAUUUGUUGGAUGGACAAACUGCUUCUGAUAGACCUGAUUUAGUGGCUCGUGUUUUUGAAUUAAAAAAAGAAGAACUCCUUAACAUAAUAGUUAAAGAAAAAUUAUUUGGUGAAUUGCAAGCUUACGUUUACGUUGUUGAAUACCAAAAACGUGGAUUACCACAUGUUCAUUUAUUGAAUAAUUUAAAACCCAAUUCUAAAAUUACAACUCCUGAAAUUGUAGAUAAAUUUAUUUCAGCUGAAAUUCCUCAUCCAACAGAUAAUCCAAGAUUACAUAACAUCAUUGAUGCCAAUAUGAUUCAUGGUCCUUGCGGAGACUGGUGCUUAGAUAAAAAUGGCAAAUGUUCAAAAAAUUAA